Messenger RNA from Wyeomyia smithii (pitcher-plant mosquito), 2210 nucleotides. RefSeq lists its product as uncharacterized. The coding region runs from base 1 to 1146 and encodes 381 amino acids. The record is from RefSeq and is a predicted model, not a curated record. The transcript is spliced from 5 exons. Lineage: Eukaryota; Metazoa; Arthropoda; Insecta; Diptera; Culicidae.
AUGUUUCAAAAAAGCUUGAUUUCAGCUCACGGAUACAACGUGGAUUAUUACAUCGCUAAUCAAACGUAUUUCAAACCAGCCGAUAUGGCUCAAUUUUCAGAAUUGAUAGCCGAACGUUUUCCACCAGAAAUCGCCAUAACAUAUUAUAAUCCACGUGACAUUUCUGCUGGCAAAGAUCAUACAUCCGGCGCGCUCUAUGAUCGAUUUCAUAACCGAAGACACCUUAAACGACCUCUUGUUCCAUGCACCAAACGAAAGCAAUCCAAAGUCAAAAUCGCAUCUUUUCUCUCGGAGCAACAAACAGCUGCAUCACAACUGCAAGAAGAAGAUAUCACUAAAUUGGACGCCAUCAAAGCUUGGUUGCGAAAUAAUUUUGAUAAAAGUGAUAACUUCUCGAAGCAGUGGAAGGACUCGAUCCUGCUGAGGCUGAGAAGCAUCCUUCAAGAUACAAACAUUAAUAAAUCGACAGUUCUUUUGGAGUGGCCUCGUUACCUUGAUGAGAACGGAUUUUUGUUGAUUGAUUCGGACUUUAAUUUCCUAUACCAAAAAUCAGACGACCAGUGUAAUCUUUUCAACAAGUGGGAAUGGUUUUGUACAAAUUUCUAUGAAUACAUUUUGUCCAGUGCCCUCAAAGACCAAUAUUCAAUUCAUUUGUUGAGCGUGCUGGAAAAUGGAAACUGUUCGCAGGAUUCUCGUGAUUUUAUUCUAUGUGCCGUUUUCCAUGCCAUAAUUAAACCAGUAAGAACAUCCGCUACAAAGUUACCGACAAUACUACAAGCUCAACUGGACACCUGUUUGGUUUGCAACACACAAGAGGUCUUGUCGAACUCGUUGCAGGUCCAACGAGAGAAGUUUGAAAAAGCUGAUAUUCAAUUCGCACCGAGAAUUUAUGCAGUAGGAUCAACCGAACGCCUUGAAUGUUUCUAUGUUGUUACACACAACUUGCAGUAUAAGCUUCCAUCCUUCGUGCGUUGCCUAGACGUGGUCGUAAAACUGAAAUACACAUUGGAUUUGAACUUUUCGGAAAGCGCUGAGCUCUUCUGGGCCUUCCUAAGCCGAUAUUUCUACGGUGUUGAAUACAACAACAAAUCGAAGAAUACCCAAGUGCUACAGUUGCUGGAUUAUUUGCAAAAGCGAGAAGUAUGAACUUUUUCUUGUGCGGACUCACAUUUGCGUCGCAACGAAGUCUUUUUGAUCAUCUUACUAUUCUACAUGGAACGCCACCCACAUUCAACUACAAAUGCACAGCGUGUGCACCAAUUGUUUCCUUUCCUGAGUUGAAAAGAUACAAAAAGCAUGUUUGUACAACGCAUGCCAAACUUUGCACAUCAGAUGUCAAUUCGGAAAAUCUACCCAUCACUAUUACUUCAGUGCUCGAUCAAAAUUCGCAAGGUGAAUCAAGUGGACACCAAUCAUCAGAUCAGAACAUCGGAGAAUCAAGCGAUCAUCAUCAUCGAUCAUCAGUUCGGAGUAACGACUUCGGAAAGGAAGAACCUGAGAAAAUAAAAACUUUUACUGAAGAAGAUAUUUUAGAUUUAAGAUGCUCUUUAAAAGAAUUAUUUUUAAGUUUUUCGCAAAACCUGUACGGUAAAAAGCAUUUCACAAGAAAAGAUGUAGUCGAACUUCAGCAGAGUAUUACAGAAAAAAUAGUUAAACCGAUUUGCGAUACUUUCUUAAAAAUAGCUUCUUUUCCAGAAGGCAGAGUAUAUGAGCAGUUGCUCAAUGAUAUUUGUGAUCCAUGGCAAUUUAUUUCUUCGGAACAAAAAUUUGUUUCACAAAUGAAAAAUAUAGGUUUUGAUGAUAAGUUACAGAUGAUCGAGUAUAAAAAUGAAUCGAAUAAGAUCAUAUCGAAAGGUUGCCUUAUGCCAAUGAAAGAUCAAAUCAAACAAUAUUUCGAAUCGAGAUCUAUUUUUUCAGAAACAGUUCAGAAUGUGCGAAAAUUAGAAGAAACUGAAGCUAUCACAAACGUAGUCCAUGGUACGUUUUGGCAGUCAGUCAAAAAUGAUUUCAAAAACAUGCAUAUUAUACCUUACUUUCUAUUUAGUGACGAAUUUGAAGUUAAUGAUGCAAUAGGUGCUCAUUCAGGAACUCAUAAGGUUUGCGGUAUAUAUUACAAUUUUCCCACCAUUCCACCACAUUACCUAGGGCGGUUGGAAAAUAUGUUUGUAGCUGGGUUUAUAAAGGCAAGCGAUAUGACGGAACGUGGGCCU